CUUCCGCAUUCCUCCGGCAGACAGGUGCAGGUUUGAAAAGAGGGCGGGGCCGUCCGUGGAGCCCGCGUGCGCUUCCGUCUCCGCGUUGCUACAGUAACGGCGGGACGGCUCCGCUCGGAUUCCUGCACUGCGGUCCGGUUCGCCUGGAAGCAGAGCUUCUUCAGCCUGACGCUCGGUUCCGAGCCCGCCCGAUCCGCCCAGCAGACCUGAACCGUGCAGCAGAGCAGCUUCCAAACCGCCGCGCUCGACGUCUGUUUGCAUGAAGCCACAGUUUCCUCCACCAGGAGGCGGUUGCUAAGAGAUGACGGAGACGCUCCUCCAUCCUAACACUUGAGGAAAAGAUGUCCGCUUUCACUCCACGCGCCAGCGGCGCCGCGCCACUUCGCACCUCACGGCGAAAGCGAGAAAGCGGCGAGAAAAUGCUCCGAAUAGUCCGGGAAAAGAGCGUCAGCGGAGACUUGGGACAGGACGCCAUCCUGGAGAAGAUCCCGGAGUUCUUCCAGAUGUGCGACCUGGAGAACAAGGGCUUCAUCACCCGGCGGGACAUGCAGCCCCGCUGAGGUUCGCAGUCUGUGGGCUCAGCUGCGCCGCGACGAGCCUCAGCUCCUCUCCAACUUUGAGGACUUCCUGGCCAGAGUGACGUCACAGAUCAUGAAGGCCAACCAGGAGAAGAAGGAGAUGGAAUGUGCUCUGAAGACGAAAGCAGCAAAGCACCACGACGAGAUCCAGCGGCUUUACGAGGAGAUGGAGCAGCAGAUAAAGACGGAACAGGACAGGAUCGUUCUGCAGGACUACGAGCGGUUUCUGUCUCGCAGUCGGGAUCUGGAGCUGCAGCUGUCCAGCAAGGAGAAGGAGCUGGAGCAGCUCUUCCAGAAGCAGAGAAAGCUGGAGUUUCAGUGCCAGGAGCUUCACGGGAAGCAGCACGUGACCACGGUGGAGAACAUGAAGCUGAAGCAGUCCAACGACGAGCUGGAGCGAGAGCUGGAGCACGUCAGCCAGAAGCUGCUCUUCGCUCAGGAGCAGCUGAGCUUAAUCCAGGAGCAGUCAGCCCGACUCCACGAGGAGAAGGAGAUGGAAGUCUAUCGUGUGACGGAGGGUCUGCACAGAGACCGGGCGUGUCUUCUCAAACAGCUGGACCUGCUGAGAGAAAUGAACAAACAUCUGCGAGAUGAGAGAGACAUGAUCCGUCAGAAACCGAGGAACUCUGUGAGAAGAGCGACUGCAAAGCAGCGCCCGCCAGUGGAUGAGCCGAAACUGUCAAACGCAGAAAUCCACCGAAGUGAGGAUGAGCAGGCGGAGCCUCUGACCUCCUCCCGGCGGAGCUCAAAGCUCAACUCGAGUCUUUCCGCCACGCCGGGACAGCAUCUCCAGAGGAUCAUCUCCAUUGAGGAGGACCCGCUCCCUCAUCUGGUCAACUACCGGUCCCCUCACAACUCUCUGCAAGAGUCCGACGGCGAGGACGACCCGCGCGGCGAGGACGACUUGCGCAGCGAGGACGUGGACGACUCGGUUUACACAAACACCUCGGCGGAGGAAAACGGGCCGAUCCCGACCUCUCCGAGGGUCCAGCCUGUCGGCAAGGAGACCAGCAUAAACGAGGAAAGCGCUCCUUCAACUCCCGACCGCCUCUUCAAGGUGGUCCUGGUGGGGAACUCCAGUGUCGGGAAGACCUGUUUCCUCCGGAGGUUCUGUGACGACAGCUUCCACCCCGGGACGUGCGCCACCGUGGGAGUUGACUACAGUGUGAAGACGUUAACUGUGGACAACAGCCAGGUGGCGCUGCAGCUGUGGGAUACAGCAGGUCAGGAGAGGUAUCGGAGCAUCACCAAGCAGUUCUUCCGGAAAGCGGACGGCGUGGUGGUGAUGUACGACGUGACGGCGGAGCAGAGCUUCACCGCCGUCAGACACUGGCUGACCAGCGUGAAGGAGACAGCCACUGAAGACAUUCCCAUCAUGCUCCUGGGAAACAAAACGGACAAAGAGGCGGAGAGAAAGGUGGAGAGGAGCAUGGGUGAAAGACUCGCCAAGGACUGUGAGCUGAGAGUCUUUGAAUGCAGCGCCUUCUCCGGACACAACGUCCUGGAAUCCAUGGUUUACUUGGCCAGAGUUCUGAAGGAGCAGGAGGACCAGGAGAAGGAGAAGACGGUGCUGCUGCUGGAUGGACCGUCAGUGAAGAAGCGGUCCUGCUGCUGAAGCAGCUGCUGCGACCGUCUGCAGCUGCUGCUGCGUCCGUCUGCAGCUCCGUCUGACCAAACCAGCUUUCUUCGCACUACUGUAAAUACUGGAGUAUCUAAAGAGUUUUGAAUUUGUGAAGGAUCUUUAAUUGACGGGAAAAGUACUUUCAACUGGAUGACUUUGGAUUUUUAGACCUUUUUAGUUCAUUUCAAGACAAUCACCCAAACUGAUGUUUAUCCAUUUACUGCAUCGCUGUGACUCGACACUCACGUGUUUGUUUUAAACUUUUGUUGUUUCGCUGUUUGUUUGUUCAGAUGAACACUACGACUUCAGACUCUGGAAAUUCAACGUUUGUUCUAUAAAUUCAUGAAGGUCAGUUUUAACAGAUGUUUAUUUAAUUAUGUGAUCAACAGAAAAACUUAGAUUAUUUAUGGGGUUUUGUGACGCCACCAUUUAAAAAAAACAAACAAAAAAACAUUUAGCACUUUGUAGAACUACUUUUCUUUGGAAAAAACACCCUGACAGAACUGAAAAACGUGAUUCAUAUUUUGUAAAUUAAAUUGUAUUAAAGAGAGGGAUUUUGGUAGAUAAAUGGAGUAGUUUUAUUUCAAAUGAAAAGCUUUCAUGUUCUGAUUCAUUCAUGUUGUUUCACUACUGACACCAACACGCUCGUCACUUUAAUGUAUUUGUUCAACUAUGUACUAAAAAUAAACGUUUGUACUUAAAAGUGAAAA
This is a messenger RNA of Oryzias melastigma (Indian medaka), 2909 nucleotides long. It is a transcript of the gene cracr2aa, whose product is annotated as calcium release activated channel regulator 2Aa. The record is from RefSeq and is a predicted model, not a curated record. Gene Ontology annotation, molecular function: GTPase activity; GTP binding; calcium ion binding. Lineage: Eukaryota; Metazoa; Chordata; Actinopteri; Beloniformes; Adrianichthyidae.